CGUUUUCCUCCUGACUCCGAACGGAGUCCGGCUCGCGCUCGCCUCUGAUUCGGGCCUGAAAUCCCCUCGAGGAGGAAAGAGCUCGAACUCCAGAGCCGCCGGCCUGCGACGCACCGGGCGGUUCUGAAGACUUAACGGCUCCAGGGCUGGAAUCCGGUGCUCGGUGUCUUCAGUCUAACGGCAGCGGGGGUGUCCAAGCUGUGAUCCAUGGAUUUACCCGGGAGGAGGGAAUAAUCAGAAGGUUCAGGUUCCUGCAGGGUUCAGAUCCAAAGUCGAGUCACUAUCUUCUGAUUGCAUCCCGUGGUUCUGCUGGAAAUCAUGGGUACAGUGCUGUCGCUCUCUCCGAGCUACCGCAAGGCCGCUCUGUUUGAGGACGGCCCAGCCACGGUGGGUCAUUACACAGCUGUUCAAAACAGCAAGAACGCCAAGGAUGCUCCAGCAGCAGCAGCCAAGUCCCUCAAAAGGCCCUCCAUCAUCAGUGUGUUACCGUGGAAACGCAUCGUGGCUGUGUCGGCCAAGAGGAAGGGUUCUAAGAAGCUCCAGUCAGAGGGUGGAGACGGAGGGAAAGGAAGCUCUCCCGAGGGCCACGGGGCCACCACCACCAGCUCAGCCUCCAACAGCUCAAAGCUGAAGAAGUCCCAGUCCUGUGCCAACCUCUCGUCCUACUCGUCCAGUCAGGAUCCCGCUGCCACCGCCACCACUACCUCCUCCCACUUGCCCACCUCCAAGACCCUGGUUAAUGUAGCUUCUGUCAUCACCAAAAAGAACUCCCUCAUCGGAGCCGGGAUCCAGCCUUCCACUGCUGCCGGGACGCCAAAGCGUGUCAUUGUCCAGGCCUCCACCAGUGAACUGAUGCGCAGCCUUGGUGAGUUUCUCUGCCGUCGCUGUUACAGACUGAAGCGCCUGUCCCCGACGGAUCCGGUGCUGUGGCUGCGCAGCGUGGACCGCUCCUUGCUGCUGCAGGGCUGGCAGGAUCAGGGCUUCAUCACUCCAGCCAACGUGGUCUUCCUCUACAUGCUGUGCCGGGACGUUGUCUCGGCCGAGGUGGCCUCGGAGCGUGAGCUGCAGGCGUCGCUGCUCACCUGCCUCUACCUGUCCUACUCCUACAUGGGCAACGAGAUCUCCUACCCUCUGAAGCCUUUCCUGGUUGAAGCGGAAAAGGAAGCCUUCUGGGAUCGCUGCCUGGAGAUCAUCAACCGGAUGAGUGGCAAGAUGCUUCAGAUCAACACCGACCCGCACUUCUUCACCCAGGUGUUCGCUGACCUGAAGAACGAGAGCAAGAAGGAGGAGGAGAAGACUAAACUCCUCAUAGGCCUCGACCGAUAAGAGGGAGCUUUUGGGGGGGGGGGGGGGGG
Molecule: messenger RNA, 1355 nt
Organism: Nothobranchius furzeri (turquoise killifish)
Lineage: Eukaryota; Metazoa; Chordata; Actinopteri; Cyprinodontiformes; Nothobranchiidae
Product: cyclin-dependent kinase 5 activator 1-like
Biological process (GO): axon guidance; brain development
Cellular component (GO): protein kinase 5 complex; growth cone; cytoplasm
Molecular function (GO): cyclin-dependent protein serine/threonine kinase activator activity; protein kinase binding
Source: RefSeq, a predicted model, not a curated record